Triticum turgidum subsp. durum (durum wheat) is the source of this 1326-nucleotide messenger RNA. The record is from the annotation of a GenBank genome assembly. NCBI's taxonomy places the organism in Eukaryota, Viridiplantae, Streptophyta, Magnoliopsida, Poales, Poaceae.
AUGUGGCGGCUGAGGAUCGCGGAGGGCGGGGACGACCCGUGGCUGCGCACGACCAACGGCUACUUGGGCCGCCAGGUGUGGGAGUUCGACGCCUCCGUGGAGCCCGACCCCGAGGAGGUCGCCGCCGUUGAGGCCGCGCGCCAGGGGUUCGUCGCGCGGAGGCACCAGCUCAAGCACAGCGCCGACCUCGUCAUGCGAAACCAGUUUGCUAAAGCAAAUCCUCUUGAGCUGGACCUUCUUGCUGUCAAGCUGGAAGAGCAUGAAGAUGUUACUGAGGAAGUUGUAUCAACUACUUUGAAAAGGGCCAUCAGUCGCCUUUCUACUCUCCAGGCACAUGAUGGACACUGGCCGGGGGAUUAUGGUGGUCCAAUGUUCCUUAUGCCAGGCUUGAUUAUAACCUUGUAUGUGACUGGAGCACUGAACACUGUCUUAUCAUCAGAACAUCAGAUUGAGAUCCGCCGGUAUCUCUAUAAUCAUCAGAACGGAGAUGGAGGCUGGGGUUUGCACAUUGAGGGACCAAGCACCAUGUUUGGUUCAGCCUUGACCUAUGUCAGUUUGAGAUUGCUUGGAGAGGGAACAGAUAGUGGAUAUGGAGCUAUGGAGAAAGAUCGAAAUUGGAUUCUAGACCAUGGAGGAGCAACGUUUGUACCAUCAUGGGGAAAAUUUUGGCUCUCGGUACUUGGUGUAUUUGAUUGGUCUGGUAACAACCCAGUGCCACCAGAAGCAUGGUUGCUACCAUAUUGCCUGCCAUUUCAUCCAGGGCGAAUGUGGUGUCACUGUCGAAUGGUGUAUUUGCCAAUGUGUUACAUUUAUGGAAAGAGAUUUGUCGGACAAGUUACGCCACUUGUUUUGGAAUUGAGAAAGGAACUUUACAAAGGCCCCUAUAAUGAGAUUGAUUGGGACAAGACUCGCAAUCAAUGUGCUAAGGAAGACUUGUACUAUCCGCAUCCAUUCGUUCAAGAUAUCUUAUGGGCCACUCUCCAUAAAUUUGUUGAACCACUUAUGAUGCAUUGGCCUGGGAGCAAACUGAGGGAGAAAGCUUUGGAAACUGCCAUGAAGCACAUUCACUAUGAAGAUGAGAACACUCGAUACAUUUGCAUUGGUCCUGUAAACAAGGUAAUGAAUAUGCUUGCGUGCUGGAUUGAAGAUCAGAACUCAGAGGCAUUCAAACUCCAUAUCCCACGAGUCUAUGAUUACUUGUGGAUUGCUGAAGAUGGCAUGAAGAUGCAGGGUUAUAAUGGCAGCCAACUUUGGGACACAACUUUCACUGUUCAAGCCAUUGUAGCUGCCAAUCUUAUUGAAGAGUUUGGUCCUACCUUAAACUAG